UGGUAGUUCUUCCGCUUGAAGGUAAGCGAGGGAAAGCGGGUUGAAGCCAGACCGGAAGAGUUGGUGGGGAGGGCGGCCAUGUGUGUUUCGCAUCUUUUCCUGCGUAUGUGAUCGCGUCCACGUGGGGAAGUGACCAAAGCUGGUUCCCAGAGCAACUGGAAAAGCAGCCUAAUUAGAAUUAAAGGAAAUGGCCAGAAUUUUUCAUAAGCCUCUACAGCAGAUAUGGCGCCAGUUUGUGAGGUAUGAGUCUGAGACAACAAUGCCCAGCGUACUUGAAAGAUCAUUGAAUCGGAUCCACCUGCUUGGCCGUGUAGGGCAGGAUCCUGUCAUGAGGCAAGCGGAAGGGAAAAACCCAGUCACCAUUUUCAGCCUUGCAACUAACGAGAUGUGGCGCUCGGGAGACAGCGAAGUGCUCCAAGGAAGCGAUAUCACGCAGAAGACGACAUGGCACAGGAUCUCAGUGUUCAGGCCGGGGCUGAGAGAUGUGGCUUAUCAGUACGUGAGGAAAGGCUCUCGGAUCUACGUGGAAGGGAAGAUCGACUAUGGCGAAUACUUAGAUAAAAAUAAUGUGAAGAGGCAAGCCACAACAGUCAUUGCAGCAGAGUGCGAUCAGGAUAUUUCUCUUUUUGCAAUCGGAACGCCUUGCCUGAAAGUUCCAUUUCAAGAAUUUAGCAGGAAGUACUUGCCCAUCUGGAUGUACCACAGACUGCAGGCAAUGGUAGUGAUCACAAGAUGGCUUCAGGGGUCCAGGAGAGGCUGCUUAAGAUCUACAGAUAACAUUAUUUUCCUGAGUGACUAUACAAGAGAGAAAGAAUGAGGUUACAAAAGAAUGAGGCUUGUACUGUUUCUUCAUUUUUGUAGUGUUUCCUAAAUCUGUAAUCAUGCCCCUGCUUAUAGAUUGUUUGCCAAGAUUAAAAAUAGUCUUUUUUUAAAUUA
Molecule: messenger RNA, 936 nt
Organism: Varanus komodoensis (Komodo dragon)
Lineage: Eukaryota; Metazoa; Chordata; Lepidosauria; Squamata; Varanidae
Gene: SSBP1
Product: single stranded DNA binding protein 1
Exons: 9
Coding region: 188-817 (209 amino acids)
Biological process (GO): positive regulation of helicase activity; mitochondrial DNA replication
Cellular component (GO): mitochondrial nucleoid
Molecular function (GO): single-stranded DNA binding
Source: RefSeq, a predicted model, not a curated record